AAUAUAUUAUAAAUCAUUGAGUAUCUCGGCAUAAGGAAGAACUCUGUCUGAUUUCGAGUAGGGACUAUCGAGUUCCAGAGUGGGGUGAAUGACUAUUUUGACCGCCGAUGUGUGCAUGUAUUGUACGUAUGUACGAUCUAGUGCUGUUACAACUAUUUGUUUUUUGCUGACAUACCGUCGAGAUAAACGAAUUAACGAGAAUAUGUUUGUAAUACAAUGUUAAACAUAAACCGGAAACAAACGUAAACGAACGAAUGCAAUAGUUCCCGUAGCUGCUAACCUUGUCAACGAGAAAAACAGUUCGAUUCCACGUAGUAGCGAAUAGACGAUUUUAGCAACAUUGGUUUUGCCAUUAGUUUUUUUUAAUCUUUUCAAGUAUUCUGAAGCAUGCAUGGAUAAGCAAUGAUAGGGAUAUCAUGCUAUUGAAAAAACAUCGAAACAACAUGUACAGUUUCGAAGGAGAUUACAGACGUAAACCACAACAAAAUCUAGCUGGUGCAAGCAGAAGGGAUGAUCGAGCAGAAAAGUCAGUUCUGUUGCAGCAUGCUCAAUUGGAACGUUUGAAACGAGAGCAGCAGCGUAGAAGGCACAAUGCAGCAUUAAAAAUUCAGGCAUUUGUUCGCGGCUUCAUUAUCAGGAAGCAUAUGAAGAUCAUUAUGAGAAAAGAGUUCGACGAGCAACAACAAGUAUCUGGUCGUAGAAAUAUAAAUCUAGAGGACUUAACUGUGUAUUUUCGUAAAUUAUUAUUCUUCUGUAACUAUACCUUGGACAUUGGCAGAUUGGUCUGGACUUUGCAACAUUUUUUAAAGCACGAACAAGAAAUCAAACAGAGAUGCGUGAACUGUCCUGAAUGGUUGUGGAGAUCAAGAUGGAUGCUUCGUAUGUGCAUGCAACAUAAUUCACAAGUAUUGAUGGACGGGGCUUCUUCAUUAGCCAUACCUUUAAGAGCUUUAGAGACAUUUACUAGUCGUGAAGAUACAGAAAAGAUUUUGAGAGAAAAAAGUUAUAGAUAUUUAGAAAUCGUCUUUACCUAUUUGAUAAAACACAGAUACUUUGAUCAAUUAAGGAAACUGAUAGAUGAGAAAAUUCCACCUAUGUUAGAAGCAAGUUCUGUCCCAGUGACCCCACUUUCAAAAUGUCUAGUGGAUAUGAUAAAGCGACCACUGGAUUUAAUUUCCUUCUUAGAUCAGAAAGAUGAUUUUUCUAUGCUCGUUUUACGGGAACUUUGCAGAAGCAUACUAUCUCCGAGAAUGACUGAUUCCAUUAGAAUGUUUAUUAUUCCAUCACUGUCUGAAUUCAAAGAAUUUCCAUAUGAUCAACUGAUCGAUUGCAUCAAUAUAAUCAAAAUAGAGCCAACGAUAAGUUUGUUUUAUUCAAUUUUGUCUCUAGAAUCGAAUUGUCUUUCCACAUACAAAUCCAAAGAUGUUCUGAUCAACUACCUGCAAGUUCUGGCUUCCAUGAGUUCGACGAUAAUUCCGUUGGCUGCCGACGAUAACCUAGACCAAGCAGAUGAUUCGGACACGGAAUCUAACGCUAGUAUGAUCGACGAAGAACAAGCCGAUAUUUUGCAUCAAUGCCUGGAAAUGCUGAACACACAGCACCGUGUACAGGAAAUACUGUCAGCGGUGGAUCGAACGAAAGAUCCAGCCGUGUUGCAACCGUUGUGCCAACUCUGUCAUCAUUUGCUGAUCACCAACAAAUUAGCCAUUCAUAAGUAUAAAUUAUUGUACAUGCUUGCUUUCAAGCCAGUAUUCUUAAAGAAUUUAUGGACUGCUCUGUUGUCAGUUUGUCAAGUGUCAUUGUUUGGUGGAUCGACGCCUCUUCUACAGAUCAUAUCGCGGGGACUCGGUCUUUCGAGCGAGGACACGAAAAAAAUCGUUCCGCUUCUGGCCGUGUUUUGUUCUCUGUUCAGUUUACUUAUCGCUACGUUGCACGAUUCAGAAUUCUUCAUUGAAACGACCGAGCAACCGUUAGACGUUAACGGGCAACAGGCGAUGCCGUUCACAAUCCCGGAAUUGGUGAUUCUCUCGAGUCAUUUGAAAGGCGUCUGCUUGGGUCUGGUCGAGCUUGCGUUUCCCGACAGUCGGCCCACCGUGCGUGAUGAUUAUAAGAAUGCUGUCAUCGAUCCUUCGUAUUCUAUUCAGAAUCAACAGGAUACACAAAUGUGGACGCAUCUGUUCAAAGUGACCGUUGGUUUGCUACGUCAACUCCAUACGCGAGAUCUAAGACAGCAAUUCUGUCCGGAAGGACACUGGAUCGCUUCAAACAUCAUGAUACCGAUAGAUAAACCGCAAGAUUUCACGUUUCGCAGACGUAGACUCCGGGGAUACGUUCCAUUUCAAGGGCUUCGUGUGUUCACGCGCGAAGAACUGGAGGAAGGGCCGCCGUUGUCCUCGAAAGAAGUUCGAACAUUGACGCUGCUUCGCGAGAUACCGUUCGUAGUACCGUUCAGCGAUCGAGUAAUGGUAUUCCAGUGGCUGAUUUAUCGGGACAAAUCGGAACAACAAGGUGAAAUAACAAACUUCAUGCAAGGACCAUCGAUAAUGAUAUCGGUAAGAAGAAACUACCUCUACGAGGACGCGUUCCAAAAGUUAUCGCCGGAAAAAGAACCAGAGUUACGAUUAAAAAUGCGUGUACAGCUCGUUAAUACGGCUGGAUUGCAAGAAGCCGGUAUAGACGGUGGCGGUCUGUUUAGAGAAUUUUUAUCGGAACUGUUGAAAACGUGUUUCGACCCUAACAGAGGCUUUUUCAGGCUUACCAAGGAUAACAUGCUGUAUCCGAAUCCUACGGUACCGUCGUUGGUUGACGAUUUCCCGAAGCAUUAUUAUUUUAUCGGUAGAAUUCUCGGGAAAGCGUUGUACGAGAAUCUCUUGGUCGAGCUUCCGUUCGCGGAAUUUUUCCUAUCGAAAAUCGUUGGUCGUCAAUCAGACGUUGAUGUUCAUCACUUAGCCUCCUUAGAUCCGAUUAUGUACAGGAAUCUGUUGUAUCUGAAAAGUUACAAAGGCGAUGUAUCGGAUCUUGGUCUGGACUUCACGAUAUUGUCGGACGAGCUGGGUGAACGACGAGUCGACGAAUUGAAACCGAGCGGUGCCAACAUCCCGGUCACCAAUCAUAAUCGUAUCGAGUACAUCCAUUUGAUGGCUGAUUAUAAGCUAAACAAACAAAUCAGAGCACAGUGUUACGCAUUCAAGCAAGGCAUUGGGAACGUGGUUCCGUUGGAUUGGCUUCAAAUGUUCAGCAACAAAGAGCUACAGGUUCUGAUAUCGGGUGCACAGAUUCCCGUUGACGUAAACGACUUGAAGUUGCAUACAAAUUACACGGGAGGCUAUGCUUCCGAUCAUCCCACGAUCACUGCUUUCUGGAAAGUCGUUAACGAAUUUAACGACCAACAGAAAAGACAGUUGCUCAAAUUCGUUACCAGUUGCAGUCGGCCGCCUCUACUUGGAUUUAAAGAACUCGAUCCACCGUUUUGCAUCCAACAAGCAGGCAGUGUAGAUCACUUGCCAACUUCCAGUACCUGUAUGAAUCUGUUGAAACUCCCGGAGUUCCCAGACGAGAAAAUACUACGCGAAAAACUUUUGUACGCUAUACAAGCUGGCGCAGGCUUCGAACUGAGUUAAGUUCCGUUUUCUCGGACUCCCCGAGGAUAUUCUUUAAUUAAAUCGGUGAUACCUGACUGUACAUAAGAUUGUAUGCGUAAUCGUGAUUACGAUCAAGUGCGUGUUUGAGAAGAAGAAGCAAAGGUUGUCAUAUUUUAUUAAUGAUAAGCGACACGAUUCGAUGUUUACUGAGUGUUCUGUAUGUACUGCGUUCGUUUAGUAAGCAAAAAUAAGGGAUGUUUUUCUUCGAACCGCCGCUUUCGCCCAUCCCAGUAGGUCGAUGUUAGCCAUUCGUAGUUGGGCAGAACAAUGUUUUUAUGAAAUUUUCCAUUGGACAAGGCAAUAAAGUCUGAUAUUGUCCGGACGGGGCCAAUUAAUUAGAUAGCGUCUCGGAAGAACACUACCGAUACAGGGAACAAAUGUGUCAUUUAUUUUCGAUGAAUACGUUGGUUUCACCCUGUUCGGUUGGCGGCGGUAUACACAAUCUUAUACACAAAACUCACGUACGUAUCACGUGUAUACAUAAAUAUACAUAUAUAUAUUUUUUUUUUUGCGUUGUAAC
Messenger RNA from Dufourea novaeangliae, 4161 nucleotides. RefSeq names its product ubiquitin-protein ligase E3C. NCBI's taxonomy places the organism in Eukaryota, Metazoa, Arthropoda, Insecta, Hymenoptera, Halictidae. The record is from RefSeq and is a predicted model, not a curated record. Gene Ontology annotation, biological process: protein polyubiquitination; ubiquitin-dependent protein catabolic process. The transcript is spliced from 4 exons. Gene Ontology annotation, molecular function: ubiquitin protein ligase activity; protein binding. Bases 417 to 3620 code for a protein of 1067 amino acids.